AUGAAAUUGAGCCUCGAGGGGUUCAAGUCUACCCUAUCACUCAUCACCCAGACGGUCAUCCUGGGGAAGACGAUAAAAGACGGCUCUUCUAGACAAGGAAACGGCGGACAGGAUCGCGGAUCAACAGUGCGCCGGAAUAUCAGCGUCCUCAGCAGUGCUGUCCUGUCUGACAGGCGGCUUAUCGAGAAACUCAACGCAGCCGAAGCGAAGCCAAAAAGAUCGAGACCCGUCGAGACGGAAUCGAAAGCCUACGGAGAAGGUUCUGCGACAGAGGAAGGAUUGGCGUCAGAUGAUUUUGAGCAGGAAAUGAAGAUAGCAAUAGCCCCAUGCGAGACUUUCAUACUUCUGCCUGAAUCUCAGGGGACAGGCCGGAGUUUUUGGCUGCUCAGAGCGUACCAUGAUAUGCGUCACGAUCCACCAGCCUCAAGCGCGAUCAAUGCUUCGCUACCUUCUUCUGUCACUCAAACGCGAGCGAACACUCAUCGGCCUUUUGGUUUAUUGACAGACACCUCGGGAAGCGAACCCACGAUCAACGAGAAAGAGAGCCCAGACCAAGAGAUCCGUUUACUGCUGACAGAAUGGACAAGCACAGCUCAAUAUCUUUUGCAAGGUUAUCUUGAUGAUGCCCCAAUUGGUAAUACAGCUGGACUAUCGUCAGAGGAACCUUCUCAAGAACGACAUAGGAAUAAAUCCACAAACCAGAGAUCGAACACCCAAACCGACACGUCGAGAAGUGAAUCCAACAUGACAACGCCGAGUGAUGGUGCUCUCGAGCCACCGUUCCUGACUUUUGAGACAUGGUCGUAUCCAGCUAGCGGGCGGAAAUCGCUGACAGAUUGCUUCUCCGAGCGAGGAGGAGGCUAUGUUUGGCGUCAUGAAGACCAGGCUAGCAGGUGGUACUACGUUGGAGAGAAGAUGGUCCUUGAAUAUCUAAUACGCCAUCCAGAUGACGCAAUCUCUUCGGAAGGCCAGAAAAUGAGGACAGUCGUCAGUAAGCAAUGGAUACCAAAGAAUAUCCUCAUCAAGGCUGGGUAUGAACACACAGAGUAUGGAGAAGGGAGCUAUUCCAUUCCCGGAAAGCUAACGACUCAAGACGUACGAAGUCUGCAUUUAUUUGCAUCAGAGAGGACCGAGAAACUUCUGCCACGUCUAGCAAGCACUCGACCAAAGAAAAGCCAACGUCAAAUGGUGAGGGCCAUAUGGGACUUUGAUGCCUUAGCGCCUACAGACCUAAACUUCAAGAAAGGCGACGUUUUUGAGGUCGAUGCUGACAGGAGCCUAGCUUGGUGGCAGGGAUAUAAAGAUGGCGCUUCUGGAAGGCUUCCUGCAAGUUACGUUGGACUCCUCACCACAGCAGCAUCCGACGCAAAACAAAGUCCGAGACGCAAAUGUAACGUCCGCGCACUCUCAGACUUUCACUCAGCCGAUGGAUCGGAGCUUUCCUUCCAAGCCGGCGACAUCAUCGAGAUCGAGGAAGACCUGUAUGAGCUUCGUUGGAAAGGGUAUCUGAAUGGCAGGCAGGGCUUGGUGCCUGCCCAUCGCGUCCUUGUGACUUCUCCGGCGCCAUCCUCCUCUUCCGAAAGCCAGCUUUCGGGCUUGAUAUCCGAAAGUAUUCGUCGAACGAGUGAGAAAGUUCGCAAGACUGCUGCGGGCAAGGGCGGAGUAAAAAGACAGUAA
Molecule: messenger RNA, 1677 nt
Organism: Letharia columbiana
Lineage: Eukaryota; Fungi; Ascomycota; Lecanoromycetes; Lecanorales; Parmeliaceae
Exons: 4
Coding region: 1-1677 (558 amino acids)
Biological process (GO): protein transport to vacuole involved in ubiquitin-dependent protein catabolic process via the multivesicular body sorting pathway
Cellular component (GO): ESCRT-0 complex
Molecular function (GO): protein binding
Source: RefSeq, a predicted model, not a curated record